AUGUCUUACGGUGGCGGCUAUGGCUCGUCUCGCGACGGCGGCUAUUCCAAUGGUUACUCUGGUAGCAACGGCUACUCGAACGGCCACUCGGGUGGUUAUGGCGGCUCGAACGGAUACUCUGGCGGAGGAGGCGGUGGUGACAGAAUGUCCAACUUGGGUGCAGGUCUAAAACAACAACACUGGGACCUCGCUGCAUUGCCCAAGUUUGAGAAGUCGUUCUACAAGGAAGACCCUGCUGUUACAAAUCGAUCACAACGAGAUGUCGACGAGUUCCGCCGAAAGAUGGAGAUCACCAUACAAGGUCGAAAUGUCCCACGCCCGGUCGAAACCUUCGACGAGGCUGGCUUUCCCGCGUAUGUUAUGUCUGAGGUCAAAGCCCAAGGCUUCUCCCGACCUACUGCCAUUCAGUCCCAAGGCUGGCCUAUGGCUCUUUCUGGACGCGAUGUUGUCGGUAUUGCCGAGACUGGCUCCGGAAAGACCUUGACAUACUGUCUUCCUGCUAUUGUUCACAUCAACGCACAGCCCCUCCUUGCUCCCGGUGAUGGCCCCAUCGUCCUGGUCCUCGCGCCUACCCGAGAGCUCGCGGUUCAGAUUCAGCAAGAAAUGACCAAGUUUGGCAAGUCUUCUCGCAUUCGAAACACGUGUGUCUAUGGUGGUGUCCCCAAGGGAGGUCAAAUUCGUGAUCUUUCGAGGGGUGUGGAAGUAUGCAUUGCUACUCCUGGCCGACUUAUCGACAUGCUCGAAUCCGGAAAGACAAACUUGCGUCGUGUCACUUACCUAGUUCUCGACGAAGCUGAUCGUAUGCUUGACAUGGGUUUUGAGCCUCAGAUUCGAAAGAUCAUCGGUCAGAUUCGUCCUGACAGACAGACAUGCAUGUGGUCCGCCACCUGGCCCAAGGAGGUUCGUCAGCUAGCUUCAGACUUCUUGAACGACUUCAUCCAAGUCAACAUCGGUUCCAUGGAUUUGUCCGCCAAUCGCCGCAUUACUCAGAUCGUUGAAGUGGUGUCUGAAUUCGAGAAACGUGAUCGCAUGAUCAAACAUCUCGAGCAGAUCAUGGAAGAUCGCAACAACAAGAUUUUGAUCUUUACAGGAACCAAACGUGUUGCUGAUGACAUCACACGCUUUCUUCGACAAGACGGCUGGCCUGCACUUUCAAUUCACGGUGACAAGCAACAGAACGAACGUGAUUGGGUUUUGAACGAAUUCAAGAACGGCAAAAGCCCUAUCAUGGUUGCUACGGACGUCGCGUCUCGUGGUAUUGAUGUGCGAGACAUUACUCAUGUGUUCAACUAUGAUUAUCCCAACAAUUCGGAGGAUUACGUUCACCGUAUUGGUCGAACCGGUCGUGCAGGACGAAUGGGUACCGCCAUCACACUUUUCACCACUGAAAAUGCUAAGCAAGCUCGCGACUUGUUGAGCAUUUUGCAAGAAGCGAAGCAGAACAUCGACCCUCGUCUCGCGGAAAUGGGGCGCUACUCUGGCGGUGGCGGCGGUGGUGGUCGAGGAUAUGGUCGUGGCGGCCAUCGCGGUGGCCGUGGUGGUUUCACUGCUUCCAAUGCCGCACCGCUGGGCCGCAACCGCUGGUAG
Messenger RNA from Exophiala spinifera, 1587 nucleotides. Its product is annotated as ATP-dependent RNA helicase dbp2. The record is from RefSeq and is a predicted model, not a curated record. The coding region runs from base 1 to 1587 and encodes 528 amino acids. Lineage: Eukaryota; Fungi; Ascomycota; Eurotiomycetes; Chaetothyriales; Herpotrichiellaceae. Gene Ontology annotation, cellular component: nucleus; cytoplasm; ribonucleoprotein complex. The transcript has 5 exons. Gene Ontology annotation, molecular function: RNA helicase activity; ATP binding; RNA binding. Gene Ontology annotation, biological process: rRNA processing.